Molecule: messenger RNA, 609 nt
Organism: Tripterygium wilfordii
Lineage: Eukaryota; Viridiplantae; Streptophyta; Magnoliopsida; Celastrales; Celastraceae
Exons: 1
Coding region: 1-609 (202 amino acids)
Source: RefSeq, a predicted model, not a curated record
AUGUCAGAUCCUUAUGUUUGGCCUAAUGGAUGGCAAUUUAUGGAGCAAUAUGUCAACAUACAGCAACAGGAACUAGAAGAGAUAGCCAUGGUGCAGCAGGUUGUUGAAGAAUCGGAAGAGCUCGAGCCUCCAAGAGUAUGUAAACGUACAUUCAUUAGCCGCGAUCGCGCAAAAGCAUACAACGAUCUUGUUAGGAAGUAUUUCACACUAGAUUGUAUCUUCCCACCACACAUGUUUCGUCGCAGGUUUCGAAUGAGGAGAGAGUUGUUUCAUAAGAUCAUAAUUGACUUGGAAGAGAGUCAACCUUAUUUCAGAUUGAAAUAUGAUUGUGUGGGGAGGCUUGGUUUCUCAUCAAUACAGAAGAUGACAGCUGCAUUACGAGUUCUUGCUUAUGGCAGUCCUAUCGAUCGGGAGGAUGAUGCUCUUAUGAUUGCACAAACUACUGCGAUAGAUACAGUCCGUUUAUUUUGUGAGUCCAUCGUUAGCAUUUACUCUGAGCAGUACUUACAAGGACCUAACGAAUCGGACCUCACUCGGCUAUUAGCUGAAAAUGAGGCUCGUGGUUUUUCCGGAAUGAUCGGUUCUCUAGAUUGCAUGCAUUGGGAGUAG